GAGGGUAACAUGACGUGGACGCUAACUCCACGUCUCGAACUGGCGCAUCCGGCCUGACAGGUGUUAGUGACUGACAAGUUCCUUCUUCUUUUCGAUAGCACGAAAUGAAACUGUUCGCUUCAGCGAUGUUUUUUUUAAACUUGAUUUGAAAUAAGCGUUUGGGUGAUAAACGUACGCGCGCUCGACGGACAUUUCAUGAGUUGCUCCAUGUGAAGCCAAUCAAGCACCCAGGAACUCCAACAUGAAGAAGACCAAGCAGAUCAAUGUCAAGCAGACCCUCGCUCUGGCGAGAGCCUUUCACUUGGUGUACUCCUGCGCCAAAUCCUGCCUGCUCCCUUUCCUCACGCUGUACUUCAGACAGCUGGGCCUCGCUCCUGAGAUGGUGGGCAUCAUCAUGGGCACCAAGCACCUUAUUUCACUGGUGUGGCGGCCCCUGGCCAGCUUGCUCGCCAAGAUGUAUAACAAGAGGCGAGCGGUGAUAAUCGGCUCCGUGGUGUGUUCAGCUGUGGCCGCCCUUGUCGUGGUUCUUUUUCCGCCUGUAGAUCUCCAAACACACAUCAACUCCUGCAACGGGUCGAGUCUGAGAAGCACUCCGUCGCCCAUGGAGUCCCACCAAAAAGUCAGCACAGCUGACUCCUGGUCUACUGUCGCCUUUCCUGCUAACAGAACAUCUGCCGCAGUAGGAAGAACUUCACAGCUUCCUGCGGUAAGAGCAAACGAUACCAACAGCACGACUGAGUUCCAUCCGACGACUCUCGCCUCGGUGAAGGAGAAGAAGUCGCCACGCAAACGGGACGCCGAGGAUCAUAAAGAGGAAGGCCAAUUGGAUUUUCUGUCCAGCCUGAAGGUGAUGGACGUUCAACAUCAGCUCUUCUUCUUGGUGCUCAUCGCAGUGUCAGGAUGGGAGCUGGUGGCAGCCCCUCUCGAGUGGACGGCGGACGACGGCCUGUACGAUUAUCUGGACUUUGCCGAUGCUUCAGACCGCUACAGCAGCGCCGGGGUAUGGCCUUUACUCGGAGCCGCGUGCGGCGCCGGCGGAGCGGGGCUGCUGGUCAGCCGCUUAAACUGUUUAAUCAUCGGACGCACCUCCAGGAGCGCCGUGCACUUCUUCUGCUACGCCGGCGUGUCAGCGCUGGCCUUGCCCGUUGCGGCUUUCCUCCCUCUAUACUUGAACAAGCAGCAGGGCCGGGUGAGCCGGCUGCUCAAGGCCGUUGAGCUGGUACGCGGCUCCCGGCGCGCGGCGCUGUGCGCCGUCACCGCCCUGCUGGCGGGGAUGACCCGCUCGGCCGUGGACAACUUCCUCUUGUGGCAGAUGCAGGAUCACGGCAGCACCGAGCUGCACAUGGGCGUGUCCCUCAGUCUGGCGGCUCUCUCGCAGGCCGCCUUCCCGUUGGUGGCUGUCCGACUGACUCGACUGCUCGGCUCGGGCAGGGUGCUGGCGCUGGGGGCGGCCACUCUCGGGUCGCAGUGUUUGUAUUACUCUUUCCUGUGGGGACCGUGGGCUGUGCUACCCGCUCAGCUCAUGAGCUGUUUCAGCUGCGGGGCCUUCUGGUGGGCCGUGAAGGUGCAGAGCGACGACAUUGCCACGCCAGGAACAGAGAGGAGUGUCAAGAGGCUCUACGACGUCUUGUCUUUAGACUUGGGGAGUGCACUGGGAAGUUUUGCCGGAGGCUUCGCGGUUCGCUGGUGCGGGCCGGAGUGGCUGUUCAGAGGGUUGGCCGCGGCUAUGAUGCUGUGGUGUAUAUGUCUGCCUCUGCUCCAGUGCAACGCCCCCCGCCACUACAGGAUCAACUAUUCUCGUCUUUUGGCGGCAGACACCAGCGAGGCCAGCGACUCGGAGUCGGACCAAGAAAGAGACUGGCUGGAUGAAGCGAUGGAAGACGACGGCGGCAAUAACAACAAUUAUGGAAGGACGCUAAGCCGCUAGUCUGUACAGUGUGACCACCGGUAACGAAUGCACCAAACACUCGAGUGUGAAGUAUCAACGCAAAAUGAACAACGCAGAACAGCGUCAUCCGGUUUGGACAAAAGAAUUCGGACCGGACCACGUUCUCUGCUGCGCUUUGUGAAAAUCUGCAAGUAAUU
This is a messenger RNA of Hippocampus zosterae (dwarf seahorse), 2085 nucleotides long. RefSeq names its product major facilitator superfamily domain containing 6-like (gene mfsd6l). The record is from RefSeq and is a predicted model, not a curated record. Bases 242 to 1927 code for a protein of 561 amino acids. Gene Ontology annotation, cellular component: membrane. The transcript is spliced from 2 exons. NCBI's taxonomy places the organism in Eukaryota, Metazoa, Chordata, Actinopteri, Syngnathiformes, Syngnathidae.